Messenger RNA from Brassicogethes aeneus, 999 nucleotides. The record is from the annotation of a GenBank genome assembly. Lineage: Eukaryota; Metazoa; Arthropoda; Insecta; Coleoptera; Nitidulidae.
AUGAGCCACCAAGUUUUAAGAUAUCUCCUAGAAAAAAUGCAACAAGAACAAUCCUACGUGAUGGAGUACAUAAAAUGUAUGGAAGAGACGAUACAGAAUAAUUUGACGAGUUUGAGGUACUUUCAGCUGCAAUACGAUAAUAAUUCCAAGGCGAUUUUAGACGAAGCUGAGAGAUUAUUACAUGGAGACGAAAAUUUUGAAGAGCAGGAAACAGUGUCUAAUGAUUCUGACUAUGACAGUGACGGUGGCAAUUUACUAAUUGUUGUUAAUAAUAAUCAUCAUCUAAGGGGUCAUGAAGAACCUCAUGAUGAGGAAGUUAUUGCUGAGGAACCAGAGUAUUUGGAAGAACCUUUAGAAAACAAAGAUUUAGAGGAACCUAUUGCAUCACCCAGCAUAGAAAAAGAACCUACCCUAGAAGUCAAAAUACCAAUUGAAGAAAUAGAUCAACCAUGUUCUUUAGAAAACAACGAUGAUAUAGUUUUAGAGGAACCUAUUGCAUCACCCAGCAUUGAAAAAGAACCUACCCUAGAAGUCAAAAUACCAAUUGAAGAAAUAGAUCAACCUAGACUACUGUAUAUACCAAAAAACAUAGAGGCCACCGAGCAACAAGAAGACGAAGAAGACCUUAUAGAACACAUCGCCAAAAAGCGCAAGCUAGAUCCAUUUAACAUAAUCGCCCUGGGUUACAAUGGUACAACUCUAUCAAAGAACGAAUACAACUCCAUGGACUUGGGCAGCUAUACUAAAACUACGAGGCGAUUGUUAGAUAUAUUUUUUUCCAAGAAAGUUCUUGCAUCAUCUUCUUUGUCGGGUCGUCCCAGUCCCGCUUACUUUAAUGACGGCAAAACUAUAAAAAAACCUUUAAACAAAUCUAUUAUCGAAGACAUUGUUACUUUCGUAGCAGAAAAAUGCGAUGUUUUACCAAGACUGGUGAGGCAAGCUAUUACACAGAAGUGUGCUGAUGAAGUAAAGCAACUGAGGAAGCAAAGAGAAGUUUAA